Molecule: messenger RNA, 333 nt
Organism: Saccoglossus kowalevskii
Lineage: Eukaryota; Metazoa; Hemichordata; Enteropneusta; Harrimaniidae
Source: RefSeq, a predicted model, not a curated record
AUGCCAAACGAAUACAAUAAUGGUCUUUUCAGUUGUUUCAACAACCUUGGCCUGUGUGUUGUCACUUACUUCGCACCAUGCUACACGCAAGGAAAGGUAGCAGAAGCCGUCGGCGAUGACUGCUUGUUAUGUGGACUGUCUGUUUUUGUUCCUCUCCUCGACAUCUGGGCCCGUGCCUCAAUACGAGGAAAAGUGCGUGAGCAGAAGGGCAUAGAGGGAGGUUUUAUCGGUGAUCUAUGUCUCGCAUGUUGGUGUUACCCCUGCAGUUUGAUGCAAGACGCCCAAGAGAUGAAUAUUCCAUCGCCAUUUGGAUCUUCGAUGGCUCGCACUUAA